This is a messenger RNA of Tribolium madens (black flour beetle), 1848 nucleotides long. RefSeq names its product probable DNA double-strand break repair Rad50 ATPase. The record is from RefSeq and is a predicted model, not a curated record. Gene Ontology annotation, cellular component: cytoplasm; nucleus. The transcript has a single exon. Gene Ontology annotation, molecular function: K63-linked polyubiquitin modification-dependent protein binding. NCBI's taxonomy places the organism in Eukaryota, Metazoa, Arthropoda, Insecta, Coleoptera, Tenebrionidae. Gene Ontology annotation, biological process: regulation of canonical NF-kappaB signal transduction. Bases 193 to 1704 code for a protein of 503 amino acids.
GUAAACAAUUGUGGCCAAACGAUUUUUAAGAGCUUGGACAUGAUGAAACAAUUAAAUUAAGGGGCUUGUUUAGCUACUACUUUUGCGACUUUGCGUUGGUAGCAGUGAGUUUUAUCGUGUGUCAGAAGACAGGUAUUUUUCUCAUUUGCGCCGUAAAAGAAGUGUUGUUGCUGUUAAAACUUGAAAAUCGAAAUGAGUCGCGACGAGUCCUUCGUUGCUGUGAAGAACACUGCAGAAUCCACAGUUCCAUCAAUCGGGUCCGAUGAUGAAGAUUCUUUCGUCGUUUUGGAGACUUCAAAUUCCAUCAGUGAAAGUCUGGCUUGUAGCCCCCCUAGAGACGAGAUUUUAGCCCCAAUUAGGACAAAUAAAGUACACGAAAUGGAAAAUUUAAUCAAGAUGAAAAUAUCGCAAAUCAACGUUGACCCAUUGCCUGAAUUACCAGCAGCUGUUGAUGCAAUUGUACCCUCAGUUGCAAAUAUUGCAAUAUCGCCGGAUUCGUCAUACGAAGAGAUUCAGAAGCAAGUGGAAGAAUUAAUUAAGGAAAAUGAAAAGUUGAAGAAUAUUAUUGCACAAAAUAAUAUCAGCAUGAAGACACAGUAUACUAGGUUUUUGGCCUACAAGGAUGAGGUCACCAAUGUGAUGAAGUCUUACAAAGACAAGUUUAACGAGGCCAAAAUGUGCAUAGAUAAGUGUAAAGAAGAGAAUACGAAACUGGUUAGUGACGUCGAAGUUUAUAUCAAUCUGAAAAAACUUCAUGAAGAAGAAAUUUUGAAUUUAAAACUGAAGAUUAAGGAAUUGGAAAGUUUGACAAACGGGCCAAAUUUACAACUUGUUGACACAGGAAAAGUAGCAAUGAUGAAAGAAUUAGAAUUGAAGCAGGAAGAAAUUGAAAGACUGACGCAAAAAUUGGAAAAAGUACCGAAAUAUGAAGAGGAAUUACAAAUCAAGCAGCAACAAAUUGACGACUUUAAAUUGGACGUCCUCGCUGCGAAAAAUCGCGAAAGCGACUUAAUUGACGAAAUUCAAUCACUGAAGAUUACAACCACACACCUCCAAUCAAAAUUGGACAAUGUACCAAAAGAAAAGGAGAAACUCGUGCAAUCAGCAACCUUUGUUCAAACCUACGAACAACUCCUCAAAUUAAAAGAAACCGAGAUUCUGAAACUGAAGGAAGAACAACAAAGAACCGCUUUUGUCGAAUCCACCCUCAGUGACGAAAUUAAGAACUUAAAAUCGCAACUGAAGGAACUUCAAGACAAGUACAACCCGCGUUUAUCUGAAGAUUACAUCCAUUCACGGGCCCAAUUGAGCGUUGCCCAAAGGACGAUCACAGCAUUAGAACAGGAAAGAGAACAGAAGAUUAAAGAAAUGGAAGAUAUGCGUAAACUUCUUCAAGACAAUGCCAGUGCAAACGACGAAAUGUUCGCAUUGAAGGAACAAAUCGAGCAGUAUAAGAAUGACUUUGAAGCAGAGAAGAAGAGCAAACUUGCGAUGAAACAAGAGAAGGAUCAGAUCGCUGAAGAUUUGCAGAAUUUGCAAACGAGAAAUAAACAGUUGCAGAAUGAGGUCGAGAGGUUGAGAGCGAGGAAUGAGCCGCCGAGGGCUGAGGGGUACCAAUGCCCCAAAUGCUCCUUUGGGUUCAGCAAUUAUCAAUCGCUGGAAAAUCAUGUUCAUAGGUGCCUAGAUUUAGACGGUUUUCCCUAAAUAUAUUCUCUGACUAGUAUUUGUUAUCGUUCUUACACAAAUAUUUAAAGGAAUUAAGAUUAACAAGGCCAUCAUAAUUAGGAAAUGUGUUAUUUUGAUUAGUUUAUUUUUCUUCAUUUACAACAAUAAAAACGAGUUAAUUAA